Sesamum indicum (sesame) is the source of this 729-nucleotide messenger RNA. The record is from RefSeq and is a predicted model, not a curated record. Lineage: Eukaryota; Viridiplantae; Streptophyta; Magnoliopsida; Lamiales; Pedaliaceae.
UCUCUCUCUCUCUCUAGGGUUUUGUUUUUCAUUGAUCGCACGAAAAAUUCCCCAAUUGGUCGUAUCUAUUCGAUCGAAAUGGAAUAUGGAGGCGGAGAUUUGGAAGCGAAAAUUGACAUGUUGCUGAAUGUGGAGAAGCAGAUGAGGCAAGUGGGUGAUGUUGCAGGUACGAGGAAGGCCGUCACACCUCUUGCAAUUCUUCUUCUCACACCUCAAACGAUACCCCUCAUUUUCUCCCGCCAAGAAAGCCAAAGCCGGCGAAGGAGAGGAGCCGCAGUUCUGUGGGUACAAAUCCAAGAAAGGAAAACCCUGCUGAGUAAAGAAAACCAAGAAAAGCAGGGGGGAGAGAUAGAGCGAGGAGGAGGCCUCAAAUUAUGGUUUGGGAUUACACUGGUUUUGGAUAUACAAGGUACAAUGCCAGAGACAUUAACAAAGAAAUACUAGGGUAAGCACAAUUCUGCAGCUGUCUCCUUCCGUGAUGAAACCUGUAAUGUUCACAGAUAAUCUUGUUUGUGGUUUUCAUUUAGGUGUGUUGUGGAGAAUAAAGUGCUUCAUAGAUCUUUAUUAUCAUGCUUCAUAGGCCUUUCCCUCAUUUUUUUUUCUUUUUUUCGUUUAAUCCGUAAUACCCAAACCUGAGGGUAUGUGUCUGUAUAAUUAUCCCGUAAUCUGCCUUUGUUAUUCCAGCUCUUAAGAUGUGACAAUUUGUAAGACGUGAACAUUUAUCUAAAU